GCGUCUGCCGCAGCAACGGGGUGCGGCAGGGUGGGGAACGCGGGAGCGGGGCCAGCUCCCAGGAAAGCUGGUCUGCGAGCGGCCCCUGCCCGGCUCCCAGGUCCCUGCGCGACCCCGCCCUUCCCGAGACCCCAGCCGGGCUGCCGCCCGCGUCCCGGAAGCUCCAGCCUGAACCAUGUUUUUCACUUGUGGCCCAAAUGAGGCCAUGGUGGUCUCCGGGUUCUGCCGAAGCCCCCCAGUCAUGGUGGCUGGAGGGCGUGUCUUUGUCCUGCCCUGCAUCCAACAGAUCCAGAGGAUCUCUCUCAACACACUGACCCUCAAUGUCAAGAGUGAAAAGGUUUACACUCGCCAUGGGGUCCCCAUCUCAGUCACUGGCAUUGCCCAGGUAAAAAUCCAGGGGCAGAACAAGGAGAUGUUGGCGGCCGCCUGUCAGAUGUUCCUGGGGAAGACGGAGGCUGAGAUUGCCCACAUUGCCCUGGAGACGUUAGAGGGCCACCAGAGGGCCAUCAUGGCCCACAUGACUGUGGAGGAGAUCUAUAAGGACAGGCAGAAAUUCUCAGAACAGGUUUUCAAAGUGGCCUCCUCAGACCUGGUCAACAUGGGCAUCAGUGUGGUUAGCUACACUCUGAAGGACAUUCACGAUGACCAGGACUAUUUGCACUCUUUGGGGAAGGCUCGAACAGCUCAAGUCCAAAAAGAUGCACGGAUUGGAGAAGCAGAGGCCAAGAGAGAUGCUGGGAUCCGGGAAGCUAAAGCCAAGCAGGAAAAGGUGUCUGCUCAGUACCUGAGUGAGAUCGAGAUGGCCAAGGCACAGAGAGAUUACGAACUGAAGAAGGCCGCCUAUGACAUCGAGGUCAACACCCGCCGAGCACAGGCUGACCUGGCCUAUCAGCUUCAGGUGGCCAAGACUAAGCAGCAGAUUGAGGAGCAGCGGGUGCAGGUGCAGGUGGUGGAGCGGGCCCAGCAGGUGGCAGUGCAGGAGCAGGAGAUCGCCCGGCGGGAGAAGGAGCUGGAGGCCCGGGUGCGGAAGCCAGCGGAAGCGGAGCGCUACAAGCUGGAGCGCCUAGCCGAGGCAGAGAAGUCCCAACUAAUUAUGCAGGCGGAGGCAGAAGCCGCGUCUGUGCGGAUGCGUGGGGAAGCUGAGGCCUUUGCCAUAGGGGCCCGAGCCCGAGCCGAGGCUGAGCAGAUGGCCAAGAAGGCAGAAGCCUUCCAGCUGUACCAAGAGGCUGCUCAGCUGGACAUGCUGCUAGAGAAGCUGCCCCAGGUGGCAGAGGAGAUCAGUGGUCCCUUGACUUCAGCCAAUAAGAUCACACUGGUGUCCAGCGGCAGUGGGACCAUGGGGGCAGCCAAAGUGACUGGGGAAGUACUGGACAUUCUAACUCGCCUGCCAGAGAGUGUGGAAAGACUCACAGGCGUGAGCAUCUCCCAGGUGAAUCACAAGCCUUUGAGAACAGCCUGAGCCUUCAGCCCUCACAGAUGCCCAGCCUCAUAGCUGAAGUUGCCUGAAUGAUCCUCCUGUUGCAUGUAACCCACUGGCCUCCCUGAGCAUGUCCAUUGACAGUGAGGUCCCACCCCUCAUCUCUCCUUGCCAAAUAGUUUGUGCCUUGUCUUGAAGGGGGUUGCUCCCCUUGCCAACCUCACACUGCUAUGAUUGCCAACUCCAGCGGUCCCAUGUCAGCCUUCUGAUGAUCCCACUCCACCCCACCUCAACUUAUUUAACUUCCUAAUUAAAUCAGACUGUUUGAGCCUGUUGUCUAGAAUAUUUUCCUGACCAAGACUGAGGGAUGGGCUGGAGGUUUUCAACUUUGCUACCCAAAUAAAUUGCUGUAAGUAAGUACUAAUAAAACAGAAGCAACUGGAAAUUAA
Molecule: messenger RNA, 1866 nt
Organism: Homo sapiens (human)
Lineage: Eukaryota; Metazoa; Chordata; Mammalia; Primates; Hominidae
Gene: FLOT1
Product: flotillin 1
Exons: 13
Coding region: 176-1459 (427 amino acids)
Biological process (GO): positive regulation of synaptic transmission, dopaminergic; positive regulation of endocytosis; cell-cell adhesion mediated by cadherin
Cellular component (GO): caveola; presynaptic active zone; membrane
Molecular function (GO): ionotropic glutamate receptor binding; protease binding
Source: RefSeq, marked reviewed